AUGGCACUACAAACAUCAACCAAACAACGAGAUCUUAUUCAUAAGAAAAAUGAUGAGUUCUAUCAAAAUUAUCCGCAUGAAUAUGCCGAAGAAAUAGAUGAAACAGAAAAAGAUCUAAUGGAAAAUUAUCUUUAUCUAACACAACAUUGCGGUGUUUUGCGUCAUUCGCCAACAACAAGUGUUUUAGAUACCAUACAACAGCAACAACAACAACAUAAUCAUCAUCAAAAACUAAAUCAAUCCGUAUUUUCACGGCAAAUUACUUGGACAACUGAAAAUCAUCCUCUGGCUUAUGAUCGUUCAUUUCAUUUGUCUCAAGCUCGUUCAUUAUUAAAUGAUUUUAGUAAUAACUAUCAUAGAGAAGAACAUCGAGUCAUAAGUCGAAUACCACCAACAAUCUAUUAUAAUGUUGAUGAUGAUGAUGAAUCUGGUGAUAGAUCAUUUUCGUUAGUAAAACUUUUUGCACGUAUGAAAGCACGUAUGACACAUGAUCGACGUUAUAAACGAAGCGCUAAACAUGAACUUCUCCAUGAAGAUGCACACGAAUGGUUUGAAUUAACUAAAAACGUCCGAGAUGUUCUAACAAAAGCCCUUUUACCAGAUGGGGGCUACGAUGCUUUAUUACGUCAGAGAAGAGCAGGUCACAAUCGACGAAAUUCACAAAAGAAAUCGAUUGAAUACAAUCCUGUUCUAUCGAAAGAUAUAGAAGAAGAUGAAGAAAACAUUAAUAUUGAAAUUGACGAUGAAAUGAACACUGAGGGAAAUAAAGAGUUCGAUCUAAUUAUAUGGAAUAAAUUUUUGGACUGUUCACGCGGACUCAAUCAUCGACGAUGUGCAGUUUGUAAAACUGUUGAUCGACAACAACAUCAAGGACAAUUAAUGUAUAUUUAUGGUGUCGCGAACAACAUCUUAAUCGAUGAAAAUUUGAAAGCAUCAGGAUUGGGUUAG
This is a messenger RNA of Rotaria socialis, 948 nucleotides long. Lineage: Eukaryota; Metazoa; Rotifera; Eurotatoria; Philodinida; Philodinidae. The record is from the annotation of a GenBank genome assembly.